Molecule: messenger RNA, 336 nt
Organism: Grosmannia clavigera kw1407
Lineage: Eukaryota; Fungi; Ascomycota; Sordariomycetes; Ophiostomatales; Ophiostomataceae
Exons: 1
Coding region: 1-336 (111 amino acids)
Source: RefSeq, a predicted model, not a curated record
AUGACAGGUCUCAUGGGCGAUAUCCUUGAGUGUGUUGCCAAGGAAUACCGAGAAUGGAGGAACGGUGGUCAACAACCAAAAUGGUUCCCGGCAAAACGCAGCCUGCAGAAGGUGUCGGAAUUGGAGGGAAAUGGGGAUCUUGUGAAAGCCUUCGAGGAGUUUCAAGAUGGCCAGAAGAAAUGGAAGAAUCACCCUUCAGUAAUAGAGGCUUUCGUGAGCGGUCGUGCCACACGUCUGUUCCUCGCAUUGGUGUACUCGAAUACACUGCCUCUGAUCGACCAGUUUUGCACCCAUGGAAUCGGAGACAAACUCUUUGCCAGCCUCAAUCCAAAAUAG